Molecule: messenger RNA, 2109 nt
Organism: Thlaspi arvense
Lineage: Eukaryota; Viridiplantae; Streptophyta; Magnoliopsida; Brassicales; Brassicaceae
Source: the annotation of a GenBank genome assembly
AUGGUGGUGAAGAUGAUGAAGUGGCGGCCAUGGCCGCCGCUAGUAACGAGGAAAUACGAGGUGAAGCUAUCGGUGAAGAGGCUGGAAGGGUGGGAUCUGGUGAGGGAGAGCUCACCGGAGAAGGAGAAAUUGACGGUGGAGAUUCGCUGGAAAGGGCCAAAGGCGACAUUGGGAUCCCUAAGAAGGACGGUGAAGAGGAACGUCACCAAGGAAGCUGUGGGGGAAAGCGACGUCGUUUCAUGGGAAGACGAAGAGUUUCAGAGCUUAUGCUCUCUCACUUCUUACAAGGAGGACACUUUGUUUUAUCCAUGGGAGAUUGCUUUCUCUGUCUUCACCAAUGGAACGAAGCAAGUGCAGAAGAAUAAAGCUCCUCUCGUUGGAACAGCGUUUUUGAAUCUUGCUGAAUACGCCCGUGUGACCGAUCAAAGAGAGUUUGAAUUAAACAUUCCUCUCACUCUCUCCGCUUGUGUUGCCUCCGAGCCACAUCCGUUGCUCUAUGUAUCACUGAGCCUGCUUGAGCUUAGAACCACUCCAGAAACCUCAGACUCAGCGGCACAAACCGCGGUUGCGGUUGCCCCUGCCCCGUCUCCACCGCCACAACAGCCUACUGAAACUCACCCAACUGAGAAGGAAGACGUCUCUGCGAUCAAAGCGGGUCUAAGGAAAGUCAAGAUCUUUACAGAGUUUGUAUCCACAAGGAAAGCCAAGAAGGCUUGUCGAGAAGAAGAAGGCAGAUCCUCGAGCUUUGAAUCAUCAGAAUCGCUUGAAGAUUUCGAGGAGGACUUUGAUCAAGUCAAAGAAGAAGAUUUGAUGAGCGUGAGGAAAUCUUUCUCCUAUGGAUCUCUGUCUUACGCAAAUGGUGUUGGAACCUCGUUGAACUGUGGCACAAGAGUCAGCGACGAAGACGAAGACUGGAUCUAUUACAGCCACAGGAAAUCCGACGUAGGAGGAGGUUGCUCGGACGUUGAAGAUUCCUCCGCUGGUUUGGUGUACGAGUCGUCUCUUCUUCCACGGCGUAGCAUCUUGCCGUGGAGAAAGCGCAAACUGAGCUUUAGGUCGCCGAAAUCCAAAGGAGAGCCUCUGUUGAAGAAGGAUAACGGAGAAGAAGGUGGAGAUGACAUUGAUUAUGAUCGGAGGCAACUUAGCUCAGAUGAAGCUCAUCCUCCUUUUGCGAGGAGCAAAGGAGAUGAAGAUUCAUCAGCCAAUCCGCGAUCUUCUUUCUCGGAGUUUGGAGACGACAGUUUCGCGAUCGGAAGCUGGGAAGAGAAAGAAGUGAUAAGCCGAGACGGACACAUGAAGCUUCAGACAAAUGUGUUUCUUGCUUCGAUUGACCAGAGAAGCGAGCGAGCAGCCGGUGAGAGUGCCUGCACCGCUCUUGUAGCGGUUGUCGCGGACUGGUUCCAGAAGAACGGUAACCUCAUGCCGAUCAAGUCUCAGUUCGAUAGUUUGAUCAGAGAAGGUUCGUUGGAGUGGAGAAACCUCUGCGAAAACGAAACGUUUAUGCAGAAAUUCCCUGACAAGCAUUUCGACCUCGACACCGUGCUGCAAGCAAAGAUCCGGCCUUUAACCGUCAUCCCCGGGAAGUCUUUCGUCGGGUUUUUCCAUCCAGAAGGGAUGAUCAACGAAGGAAGAUUCGAGUUUCUUCAAGGCGCAAUGUCUUUCGAUAGUAUUUGGGAUGAGAUUAUCAGUCUGGAGGAAAGCUGGGAGAACGACCAUGACGAGUCCCCACACGUUUACAUUGUGAGCUGGAAUGAUCACUUCUUUGUUCUCAAAGUUGAGAAGGAAGCUUACUAUAUCAUAGACACGCUUGGAGAAAGGCUCUACGAGGGUUGUGAUCAAGCUUACGUUUUGAAAUUCGACGAGAAAACGGUCAUCCACAAGACUGUUGUUCAUGGAGAGGAAUCAGAGUCGGAAUCUGAGCCGGAGAUUGUUUGCAGAGGGAAAGAGUCGUGUAAAGAGUACAUCAAGAGUUUCUUGGCGGCGAUACCGAUUAGGGAACUGCAAGAGGAUAUCAAGAAAGGUUUAGCUUCGACCGUGCCUGUUCACCACCGCUUACAGAUCGAGUUUCAUUACACGAAGAUGACUACAAACGCAGAGAUUGUCGUCUGA